Messenger RNA from Cajanus cajan (pigeon pea), 1190 nucleotides. RefSeq names its product ubiquitin carboxyl-terminal hydrolase 3. NCBI's taxonomy places the organism in Eukaryota, Viridiplantae, Streptophyta, Magnoliopsida, Fabales, Fabaceae. Gene Ontology annotation, biological process: protein deubiquitination; ubiquitin-dependent protein catabolic process. The record is from RefSeq and is a predicted model, not a curated record. Gene Ontology annotation, molecular function: cysteine-type deubiquitinase activity. Gene Ontology annotation, cellular component: cytoplasm.
GUUGGUUUUCUACUUUUCUGUAUCCCAAAACAACGAUAGCAUCGAGGAGAAGAGCUUCGGAAGUGGAAAUGAGCUAAUAUGUCUUUGCUAAAACAAUGGGCUUCGCAAAGGCCCAAUAAGGCCCACGCAAUUCAACAAUAUAUAGUGACUUCAGCGGUAUCUUAGAUUUGACACGUUUCUAGUUUGAAGAAGAGCUUAACAGCAGCAGAAGAAACUCGGAAGAAAUUAGAAUGGCCAGCUUAGACGAACGUCCUUCUGCGAAAAGGUGGCUUCCUCUCGAAGCUAACCCUGACGUCAUGAAUCAGUUCCUUUGGGGUCUUGGCCUUCCGGUGGAUGAGGCUGAGUGCUGUGAUGUUUUUGGCUUAGACGAAGAGCUUCUGGAAAUGGUUCCGAAGCCAGUUCUUGCUGUGCUUUUUCUUUAUCCCCUUACCGCAAAGAGUGAAGAAGAGAGGUUGCAACAGGAAAAAGAAAAAAAGGAUUAUAGCAGUAAAGUGUAUUUUAUGAAGCAAACCGUGGGUAAUGCUUGUGGUACAAUAGGGCUGCUUCAUGCACUUGGAAACAUAACUUCCGAAGUUAAGCUUGCUGAGGGGUCUUUCUUUGAUAAGUUUUUCAAAUCUACUGCAAGCAUGGAUCCAAUGCAGCGGGCUGUAUUUCUUGAGAAUGACAGGGAGAUGGAAGUUGCUCAUUCAGUAGCGGCCACUGCUGGCGAUACAGUGGCAUCAGAUAAUGUGGACACUCAUUUCAUCUGCUUUUCUUGUGUGGAUGGUGAAUUGUAUGAACUUGAUGGAAGAAAGUCAGAACCAAUAUCUCAUGGUCCAUCCUCACCAAGUACUUUGUUGAGGGAUGCAGCUAAAGUCAUCCAGAGCAUGAUCCAGAAAAAUCCAGGUUCCCUCAACUUCAAUGUCAUUGCAAUAUCAAAGAAAUCCAAGGAUGGGCAUUAAGGAUGUCAAUUUGGGUGAGAAGCAAUUCUUGAAGUUAACUGCAGUAUCAUCAAUCCCCAGACAUCCAUGCAGCUUUAUUCACUUUGCCUGUAUUUUAUGCUCGGAUUUUUAUUUUAUUUUCAUUCGGUGAUCUAUCUAGUUCAGUAUCUUUGGUUCAAAGUAGACUCAGUGCGAGUAACUUCGAGCUACAAGUUCUGUUUACUGCCAACAUAAUAACAAUGCGAUAAAUGUUGGAACCAAAUUUUUAAG